CUCCUUCGCCUUCUCCCCCACCCCCUGCUCCCCCUCCCGUCCCACCCCCCGCCGAUUCCUCCCUCGCCCCGCGCGCCGGCACGCAGAUUUAGGAAGCGAAUUCGCUCACGUUUGCGGACAAGGAAGAGAGAGGCGCGAGCGGAGAGCGCUGGCAGAUUCGGAGCGAGACCCAGACCCAGUCCGGACGCGCGGCGCGGAGCAAGGAGGAGCGGGCGGACGGACGGAAGCCGCGGCGCACUCCGAGUUUUGAUCGCGCUCGGAGGAGAGGGCCGCCGUCCGAUUGUUUUUGUGCUUUUUCCCCCCUUAAAGAAGAGAGACUUUUUUCCCUCCCACCCCUCCCUCCUCCUCCUCCUCCACCUCCUCCUCCUCCUCCCCCACCCCGGCUCCCCGGCGGCUCCCCCGUUCCCCAGCCGAGUCGAGCGCAGACUGCAGACGCCGGCCGCGAGCCACCAAAAUAAGGGGGUGUUGGGGGCGGGAGAAGAAGAAAAGGUUAAAAAAAAAAGGCGUCCUAGGAGAGCCGUUCGCCUUGGCAACAAAGAAGCAGAGAGAUUCCCCCCGAGCGGGGCUGCGGCCGUGCCUGUUUCCAGCUCACCGGGCCCGGGGCUCCUGCGCGGGCGGAGACCCCGCAGCCCUCUGGCCUCCGAAAGCGACUUCCAGGAGCGGCUUUUAAAAAACAAAUCGCCAGGAGCCGGGACUGUCCCUCCCCCUGCAGCGACGAUGUCUCUGAUUUUCUCGCCUGGCUCUCUUUAAAAGCACCGUGCCCGUCCCCAAAAGACACUUCUUGCUCCCACCCUGCCUCCCUCGGGGGUGCUCCUGUGGUGACUGAUUUCAUCUUUUUUCCUUUUUCUUGAAAAAAAAAUGUGCGACUGCUAAAAAAAAAAAGAAAGGAAAGAAGAAGGAACAAAAAUAAAACACCAAAGCAAAAACAAAAGCAAACCAAGCCAAGAGCAGCUGCGGACUUGCCCCGGCUGAAGCCCCGCGCCCGGCCGGCGGUGCAUGAGCCUCUCCAUGAGAGAUCCGGUUAUUCCUGGGACAAGCAUGGCCUACCACCCGUUCCUACCUCACCGGGCCCCGGACUUUGCCAUGAGCGCGGUGCUGGGCCACCAGCCGCCCUUCUUCCCCGCCUUGGCUCUGCCGCCCAACGGCGCCGCGGCGCUCUCGCUGCCGGGGGCCUUGGCCAAACCCAUCAUGGAUCAGUUGGUGGGCGCCGCGGAGAGCGGGAUGCCUUUCUCCUCGCUGGGGCCCCAGGCGCAUCUGCGGCCUCUCAAAACCAUGGAGCCCGAGGAGGAGGUGGAAGAUGACCCCAAAGUGCACCUGGAGGCCAAGGAACUUUGGGACCAGUUUCACAAACGGGGAACAGAGAUGGUGAUCACCAAGUCGGGAAGGCGAAUGUUUCCUCCGUUUAAAGUAAGGUGUUCUGGGCUUGAUAAAAAAGCCAAAUAUAUUCUGUUGAUGGACAUUAUAGCUGCUGAUGACUGUCGAUAUAAAUUUCACAAUUCCCGGUGGAUGGUAGCGGGUAAGGCUGAUCCUGAAAUGCCAAAGAGAAUGUAUAUUCACCCCGACAGCCCGGCUACUGGGGAACAGUGGAUGUCUAAAGUUGUCACUUUCCACAAACUGAAACUCACCAACAACAUUUCGGACAAACACGGAUUUACUUUGGCCUUCCCAAGCGAUCACGCAACGUGGCAGGGGAAUUAUAGUUUUGGUACUCAGACGAUCUUGAACUCGAUGCACAAAUACCAGCCCCGUUUCCACAUUGUCAGAGCCAAUGACAUCUUGAAACUCCCUUAUAGCACAUUUCGGACCUACUUGUUCCCAGAAACAGAGUUCAUCGCUGUGACCGCCUACCAGAACGACAAGAUAACUCAGUUAAAAAUAGACAACAACCCAUUUGCAAAAGGUUUCCGGGACACUGGAAAUGGCAGGAGAGAGAAAAGGAAGCAGCUGACCCUGCAGUCCAUGCGUGUGUUUGAGGACAGACACAAGAAGGAGAACGGCACCUCGGAUGAGUCUUCGAGCGAGCAGGCCUCCUUCAGCUGCUUCGCUCAGUCUCCUGCCGUGUCCACUGUGGGCACCUCCAACCUCAAAGAUCUGUGUCCCAGCGAGGGCGAGAGCGACCCCGAGGCCGACAGCAAGGAGGAGCCGGGCCCCGAGGCGUGCGACGCGGCCAAGAUCUCCACCACCACGUCGGAGGAGCCGGGCCGCGACAAGGGCAGCCCCGCGCGCAAGACGCACCUCUUCGCGGGGACCGAGGCGGGCGGCCGAUCCCGGGACGCGGGGCGGCUGGACAAGGCGUCGCCCGACUCGCGCCACAGCCCGGCCACCAUCUCGUCCAGCAUUUCGUCCAGCACCCGCGGCCUGGGCGCCGACGAGCGCCGCAGCCCGGCCGCGCCGUCCAAGGCCGAGGAGCCGCGCGCGCUGCCCGCCAAGGAGAUCUUCGCGCCGCUGUCGGCGCCCACGGACGCGGCCGCCGCGCACCUGGGCCAGAGCGCGCUGCCCGGCCUGGGCUUCGCCCCCGGCCUGGCCGGCCAGCAGUUCUUCAACGGGCACCCGCUCUUCCUGCACCCCGGCCAGUUCGCCAUGGGGGGCGCCUUCUCCAGCAUGGCAGCGGGCAUGGGCCCCCUGCUGGCCACCGUGUCCGGCGCGUCCACCGGCGGCGUCUCGGGCCUGGAUUCCUCGGCCAUGGCCUCGGGGGCGUCCGCGGCCACCCUGCCCUUCCACCUCCAGCAGCACGUCCUGGCCUCGCAGGGCCUGGCCAUGUCGCCGUUUGGAAGCCUGUUUCCUUACCCCUACACCUACAUGGCCGCGGCGGCCGCCGCCUCCUCCGCCGCAGCCUCCAGCCCGGUGCACCGACACCCCUUCCUCAGCCUGAACAGCAUGCGCCCGCGCCUACGCUACAGCCCCUACCCCAUGCCGCUGCCCGUGCCCGACGGCGGCGGCCUGCUGACCAUGGCAGCCGCCGCGGGCCCCCUGGACGCCAAGGCCGCCGCCCUGGCCGCCAGCCCGGCCGCGGUGGCGGUGGAGUCGGGCUCGGAACUCAACAGCCGCUCCUCCGCCCUGUCGUCCAGCUCCGUGUCCUUGUCGCCCAAACUCUGCCCCGACAAAGAGGCGGCCACGAGCGAGCUGCAGAGCAUCCAGAGGUUGGUCAGCGGCCUGGAGGCCAAGCCCGACCGCGCCCGCAGCGCUUCCCCGUAGAGGCCCGCCCGGCCUCGGGACGAGUCUCCAUUCCAGCCCAGUCUGCAGUGCACUUUGUCACCCCCGGCCGCCCCCUUCUGUGUGGCUCCCGCCUGGGGGCAGGGGGAAAGGGAGGGGCUGGGGCUGUUUUCCGGACCCCGUCGGGAGACCGGGAGCUAGAAACGGGCCAAUGUCUUGGCAGGUUCUGGACCGGGAUCUGACCCCGCGUUCUGGUGACACUGAGCUUCGGGGGUGGGGGUAAGAAUUGGAGGGGUUCAGGCAUUUCUGGGGGAGGGGAGAGUCCCCUCAGCCGGGCUACCGCCGCCUCCAAGGAGGAAAGUCUAGCCAGCCAGGGCCACCCAGAGGGCAGGGGUGAGCGCCCCCCCACCCGCCACCCCGCCUCAGCACAGAUUUCUAGAUAAGUAUCUUAUUUUCCCCCAUCACUGUGUCAAGUGGGAAGGAAAAAUAGAAUCAAAAGGAAAAAAAAAAAUACCGGGACAAGUGAACACAUUGAACAAAAGUGUGUUGGUGGAGAUGAAAAACGAGUGACGGGGGUCCGGGUGGUGUUUGGGGGGGUGGCGGGGGGGGGCCUGGGUCCCCCCCGCACAAGUCUCUAUUAAGGACAAUCUGUGUCUUUUUUUGCUAUUCUUGUGAUGUUUUCAGAGCCCCUGUGGGUCUCUUGCAUGUUCCACGGUCGUGUUUUGUGGUUUUUCUUUCUGAAUGCUUGCUUACAGAGAGGAAAGGGACCCUCCCCACCUGGCCACACUUCUCCCAGCCCCACGUCGGAGUGGGGAGGAUGACAAAGGCAAGGAGUGGGGGGGGGAGAAACACACAUGAAUUUAUUUUGUCUGAGCUGUAGCGCAUUCAACCACCACCUCCUCCCCGUGCCCCCCUGACGGGGGCCUUUCUCUUUCCUGUAUAUGCAAUAACAAGGUUUUAAAAAAAAAUAAUAAAGAAGUGAGACUAUUAGACAAAGUAUUUAUGUAAUUAUUUGAUAACGUUUGUAAAUAGGUGGAAUAUGAAUGCUCGGAAAUAGAACUUUAAUUUAUUGACAUUGUACAUAGCUGUAUGUAAAUAGGAUUGCAGCGUUGGGUGAGGGGGGGGCUUUUGUGGUUUACCUUGAGGUCACCCAACCCCCCCCCCAUCGCUUUUAAAACUAGAAAAACACACUUUCUGCACCAACACAGUACAUAGGCGAAAGAAGGAAAGAAAACGCAGGGCACACAUUUCAAAAAAAAGUUUAUCUUUUUCUCUUUUUAGUAUCCAAGAGUUGGAAAGUGUUUUAGUGCUUGUCUUAAUCUAAGCCCACCGCCCUCUGAUUCCUGAAACUCAGCCCCCACCCAGACUGGUUCUAAGAAGGCUUUGAAGGUUGGAGGGGGGAAGCUUAUGCAUUGAGGCUGUGGAUUGACUUUCGAAUUUUUCUUUUGUAUUUGCUAGUCUCUGAUUUCUUCAAAACGAAGUGGAAUUUACUACUGUCUUCUUCGAUGUUGAUGGUGUUUUGAAUUGGUGCCUAUAGAGAUUCACAGUUCAAAAAGUCAGGUGCUGAGAGAUGUUUAAGACAAAAAAAAAAGUAUGAAGGUAUAUUUUGUGUUAUAAUUGUUGAGUUAUUUGGCUUCCUGUAUCCCUCCCGCCCCUUGAAAACAUCGUUGAAAUUUCAAUAAAUUUUUAUUGAAAUGUC
Molecule: messenger RNA, 4852 nt
Organism: Sorex fumeus (smoky shrew)
Lineage: Eukaryota; Metazoa; Chordata; Mammalia; Eulipotyphla; Soricidae
Gene: TBX3
Product: T-box transcription factor 3
Exons: 8
Coding region: 997-3195 (732 amino acids)
Biological process (GO): heart looping; cell fate specification; positive regulation of cell population proliferation
Cellular component (GO): nucleus
Molecular function (GO): RNA polymerase II cis-regulatory region sequence-specific DNA binding; DNA-binding transcription factor activity, RNA polymerase II-specific
Source: RefSeq, a predicted model, not a curated record